This is a messenger RNA of Trichomycterus rosablanca, 1799 nucleotides long. It is a transcript of the gene tfpia, whose product is annotated as tissue factor pathway inhibitor a. Gene Ontology annotation, biological process: negative regulation of peptidase activity. Bases 243 to 1094 code for a protein of 283 amino acids. The record is from RefSeq and is a predicted model, not a curated record. NCBI's taxonomy places the organism in Eukaryota, Metazoa, Chordata, Actinopteri, Siluriformes, Trichomycteridae. Gene Ontology annotation, molecular function: serine-type endopeptidase inhibitor activity. The transcript is spliced from 7 exons. Gene Ontology annotation, cellular component: extracellular region.
CUGAUGUAACAAACAACUUCGGGAUGAGUUUUUAUUUGAAAGCGCGGGGCAGUAUUGUGACGCGCGUGGGUGUCUGAGCGCGGGCCUGUCCGGUGCAGGGAGUGUGUGAGCGCGCGCUCUUAAGCAGGCGUGUUGCUGCAGGGAGUUCAGUAGUAGAUGAGUAGUGGAUCAGUAGUAGAUGAGUAGUGGAUCAGUAGUGGUUCAGUAGUGGUGUCAUCAGAGCUGCUCUGAUCUCAGGAAUAAUGGCUUCAGUCCUCACAUGUGCGAACUUUAUACUUCUCAUUGUUCACGGUGGAUUUUGCCACUCGGUUUUCAUUAAAGAUGGAGAGCAACCUCCGCUUAAGAUUUUCCACCACUCAUGCGCCCUUAAAAAGGAUGAAGGGCCCUGUAAAGCCGUGCUCGAUAGAUUUUACUUUGACACUGACACACGCCGCUGUGAGCGUUUUGAAUAUGGAGGCUGUCAGGGCAAUGAGAACAAUUUCGAGACGCUGGAGGAGUGUGAAGAUAUGUGUCUGGUAAAAGCCAAUAAAAGUCCAUGCCACCUGGAGGACGAGCCGGGUCCAUGUCGAGGCCUCGUACCACGCUACUUCUUCAACAGCAAGCUCAAUGAGUGCAAGCGCUUCUUUUAUGGUGGCUGUUUCGGAAAUGCCAACAACUUCCCGACCCUGAAGGAAUGCCAGGACAGAUGCCAGCCAGGUAAUGACACUAAGGAACAAAUGGACCCUCCCAAGCCUGAGAAGAAGAUAGUAGAAGCUGCAGAAGCGACUGUAAUUAAAACUGACACUCUCAUAAAGACGGAUGAAUACACAGAGCCACAGAUCCAGCUCAGACCCGAGUUAGACCCAGAGUUCACCCCUCCAGAUUUGUGUCUGAGUCCAGUCAAGAAGGGUCACUGCAACAGUGAACAUAAGAGAUUUUACUUCGACCCCAGUACUAAUCGCUGCAGUAUGUUCCUCUACAGUGGCUGUGGGGGAAACAAAAAUAGGUUUUCCUCAAAGAGGCGCUGCUUGAUGACCUGCACAAAAGAUGGGAGGAGGGACAAGCAAAUACGAAUAAAGACCAAGCUCUCCAACAUCUUGUUCCGGGCCAUCUAAACCACCAACCAACCAAAGUCCUGAGGUCAUCAAAACACUACUUAUUAAAUAUUUAAAUCAGUUAUACGUGUCACUGUACUAAUUAAUCAUUUGUGUUUCUUUUUAUGUGUAAUAUUCUUUGUGUUUUGCGUUUAUUAGUAGUUUAUUAGUAGUUUUAAAAUGUUUUUUUUUUCUCUGCUAACUGAAAUCUAAUGCUUGUAUAUUACUUCUGUAUCAGACCUCAUUUAAUACAGCAGUUUAUAAUAAAGUACUAUAUGUACACUAUAUGGUCAAAAGUAUUUGGACAUCAUGUGCUUGUUGGAAAUUCCAAAGUGAGAGGAUUUGUAUGGCUGGACACUGAUGUUGGUCAGAAAAGCCUCAGUUGACAUUCCAGUUCAUUCCAAAGCUGUUCAGUGGGACUGAGGACUCUAUGCAGGACACUGGAGUUUCUUUAAAUCAAGCUCUUUUUCAUGUCUUUUGAUGGCGUCUGGUCCUUCUGUCUAUAUAGUGUAUUUCAGAAGUAGUCAGUCAGCCAUGUCAUUUAAUCAGUUAUAUUUUCUAGAUUUUUUAUGGCUGCUAUAUUUAUACUUUAACUGAAUUUUAAAUGUGCUGGAGUUUAAAACAGCAAGAACAAAGCCAGUCCACUGGGCUGCUUCAUAUAUAUUACAGUUUUCCUCAUUCACAAUGUGUAUAUAUUUUUAUUAAAGUAACAAACUUGUAUCCUGA